AUGACGGAUGAAGAUUACAUUGACUCAUUGGUUCAAGCUGGCGAUGAGGAUGCAACAUUGGUCGCUGACUUCGAAGAGGCAGCGGCAGAAGCUCUUCAAGAAGAUCCCAGUCUGUCCAGUGCCUAUACGGCGUAUCAAGAUGCUCGCCGACGCCUUGCUGAAAAGGCCCGGAACCGUGGAUUUUGGGCGGUGUCCAAGAACCCCACAUAUCCUGGCAACUCCAAGGGGAAACAGAAUUUUUCCAAAGGGGGUUCAAAGGGCAAGUAUGGUUUUUCAGGAGGCCGUGGUCGACGAUCAUUGCAGGAUCGAAUCAUGAAUUCUCACUGCCGGAUAUGUGGUCGUAAAGGCCAUUGGCGGGCAGAAUGCCCACAAAAGGGUCAAAGUAGUCAAUCAACUGCAGCCGGAUCAGCCACCAGCACAUCCAUGCCCACCACCAACGUGGUGCCUGUGACGGAAGAGGGAGUUGAUGCACUGCCGCUGGAAUUUCUCCAGAUUCCCGUCGUGCAUGAAUCCACCCUGGAUGAGGAGACCAAUGCCACUGAUGUGAGAGCCAGUGAGCAGUCCAAUCGGUGUCGCAAUAAGCUUAGGAGUCGUGUCCAGCGUCAGUCAACAGACCAGGUCUCGUCGCAAGUCCGCGUAGGUUUGUUUUUGCUUGAUGUUUGCAAACUCAUCCGUAGUGCCAGUGCAAGGGACGUCAAGGGUCAAGUGGUUGCUGCAGAGACCGGUGUCGAGACCCACAUUGCCCACGAGGAAGAAAGUCGCCGCUCAGUCAGUGAACAGGGUCAGUUGUGGUUCAAGAUUCGCCCAGUGAAGGCCCCUCUCAUAGAUCAAUCGCAGAGAGUCAUGUCCAAUCAAUUGACGCUGAGCCAGAGGUUGAAGAAUGCGCGAGAGCAGGACGGGAGGAUCGAAGUGGAAGCCAUGACGAUGGCACAGCUGUCGAAGGAGCGAGUGACAUUCGGAGCCAAGUAUGUCAACUACACAUACCAGCACAUGUGGGACAAUCAUCCCGACUGGAUUCAGUUCAUGGUGGAUCGCUAUGCCACCAGCGAGAAGAAGGACCAUCAGAAGCUGAUGCGAUUCGUGAAUCUGAAGCUGGAGUGUGUGGAAAAUGCUCAGGAUCAGAUGCCAGUCAUGCCAAAGGGAAGCCAGUCCCGAGGAUCGCUGGGACAACAGGCAAAGUACAAGGCAAUGCCCCGGCCCAAGGCAAAGGCAAAGGGGUAUUCGAUUUUUCAGGGAUUAGUCGAAGAUCACACCUUCGAACUGCCUAUCAGCGACCAGUGGGAGGAGGACUUCGAGGACGUCGAUGCAGCACACGAGUCGUUCUGCCCGGAGAUUAUGACGGACGAAUCGACUCACCAGAAUGCCGAGGUGAUGCAGUCCAGGAUCACCAACAUCGAGCAGGCUCUCCAUCAGGUCAUUCGACAUCUGGAGAAUCCCAUGCCCAACAACCAGGGCGACCAUCACUUGGACCCGUCAAUGCACUCGGACAGAAAGCAAUUCGGUUUGGCUAUGAUCAAGGAGACCUUGCCACAGUGGAAGGUAUACCCUCGCAAGUUUGCCCGUGCCACCGCUCAGAUCAUGUGCCACAACAAAUUCGAAAGGCCAAUGCACUGGAACCUUAUUUGGCCUCUUUUGAAUGCUGAACGCAACAGUCCCUGCGGAUCAGACGAAGCUCUGGUCACAGAGCCAAAGCGCCCAGCUGACAAGUUCCCAAAAUCCGAGUUGCUGACACCAGUCCCACUGCAGGAAGCUGAUCCCAAACGUAGAAGAGUCGAGGGUAAGCAAGCCCCAGUCCUGUGUCAAGAACUUGUCCAGGAAGUCAUAGAUCAGGUGGACAAGGUGUUGCCUAGAGUUGGUAGGAUGCAAAUCACCAGUCCCAGUCUGUUGAGAGGGAUCAGCAACAUUUUUCCUGACAAGGACAUAGUGCAGAUCAUUGCAUGCCGCGGAACAACCAAGACACCAGAAGAACCCUCCAGCAGCUCAACAGAUCAACAGGUAGCCAGAAUAGACAGUGACCCCACUGUGCCAAUGGAUGACACGAGGAAUCCACCAACUGUACAGCCUAGCGAGGUGCGAGCCAGUGAACAAUCGGCCCAAUUCAAAGCUUUGUCAAGUUGGGAUCAAAAUAUGAUCAUUCGAAUGCACAAGAACCUUGGUCAUCCAAGCAAUGAUCGUCUCUCAACAGCUUUGAAGCAAGCUGGGUAUCGCCCUGAACUCGUGCAGGCUGCCAGCGAACUCCAAUGCCAGGUUUGUCAGUCCAGCGCAAUCCCAAAACACCAAAAACCAGCGACAUUGAAGCCAAGCAUGGAUUUCAACUCCAAAGUGUACAUUGAUAACGUGACAUGGACCAGCCAAGCAGGUAAAUCCUAUCACUUUUAUCACAUGUUGGAUGCGGGGUCAAAUUUUCAUGUGGCCAUAAUAGCCCCUGGUGGAACAACAACAAGUGUCGUAAAUAUCAUUCAACAACAUUGGAUGAGUUGGGCUGGCCCCCCAAAUGAAAUCAUGUUUGAUGCCGGAUCAGAAUUCCUCAGCACCGAAUUCACUGAAUUCUUGAACAAGUUUGGGAUUAAGGACAUCGCUGUGCCUCCAGAAGCUCACUGGCAAAACGGAAAGAUCGAGAGACAUGGGGGCUUUCUACAAAGCAUGCUGUCCAAAGUGGAUAAGGAACAUCCCAUUACUAAUUAUGAAGAACUUCAGGUAUCAUUGAACCAAUGCACACAUGCGAAAAAUACAUUGAGCAUUCGUCAUGGGUACAGCCCUGAACUCAUAGUAUUUGGCAAGCAUUCACGAUUGCCUGGUUCAAUUCUUAGUGAUGAGUCUCUGCCAUCCCAUACACAAGCCCUCCAAGAAGAUGAAAACCUCACGCCUCAGAGCUUCAAAAGGCUACUGGCCAUCCGAGAGGCCGCACGCCGGGCAUAUCAUGUGGCCGACAACUGUGACGCUUUGCGUCGUGCCAUGUUGAGCAGAUCCUGUCCAUCCCGAGGAACAUACGCUCGUGGUCAACAUGUCAUGAUUUGGAAAUCCAAUAUAGGUGGUAAUCCCCAAUGGAUAGGACCCCAUAGGGUUAUAAUCCAAGAUGGUAACCAUACCGUAUGGACCACCCAAGCCGGAAAGUUGUUUAGAAGGGCCCCGGAACAUGUAAGACCUGCGCUGCCUGAAGAAGUCACUUCCUCACCGGAAGAACCAUGUGAGUGGUCCACACUGGAACAACAGAUCCAGAGAAUGUCCCGGUCCGUGGAUGAAAUUCCCACAGAUCAGCCGCCCAUGUCUGAAACUUCCAUGCCCAAUGCAGGAAAUCCUGAAAACCAACCACCAGGAAAUGUGUCGAUGGAAAGAGAGGUAAGUGUGCCAGAAACAGUACCACAGCCAGAUCAUGAACCCGAGCAUAGCCAAGUAACCCCACCCGAAAUCUCAUCAGAAGAAGAUAGCUCCCUGGAAGUAGUUGGAUUGUAUUGUGAGGAUGAUGAUACAUAUGAAGAUGUGCUCUAUGCCCAGGAAGACACUGCCUGGAGAUGUGAAAUAGACAUAUCAUUAGACCAAUCUCUACGGGAUCAUCAACCUUCUCUUGAAGAGUCAUGUGUAUUGCUGGCAACCAAUGCCAAGAAACAAAGAACGGAAGUUAAACUAAGCACCCUAUCCCCAAGUGAAAAAGCAGAGUUUGAAAAAGCAAAACUAGCUGAAAUUCAAAACUGGAUUCAGACGGGAACCAUCUCAAGGGUAUUCAAAGAUCAGAUUUCCCCCGAACAGAUCCUCAGGUGCAGAUGGAUUUUGACGUGGAAGCCAAUAGAUAACUCUAAUAGCCCCACCGAUAAUCCCCAGAUACCUAUCAAGACGCACAAGACGAAAGCAAGGUUAGUAGUGCUGGGCUACCUGGACCCCAAGAUUGAGGAGAUCCCUCGCGACUCACCAACGUUGAACAAAACAUCAAGGAUGCUGAUCCUCCAAGUCAUUGCAACAAUGGGUUACACCCUGCAAUCAUUUGAUAUAAAGGCUGCAUUCCUUCAGGGACAACCCCAAUCAUCGAGACUCAUGGCCAUAGACCCAGUCCCCGAAAUGCGCAAAGUCAUGAACUUAGCUCCAAAUGAAGUCGCCCGACUCAAUAAAGGGGCCUAUGGACUUGUUGACGCACCAUAUCUCUGGUUUUGUGCUUUGCAGGAAGAGCUUCUCAGGUUGGGAUUCGAAACAUGUCCUUUUGACCCAUGUGUUUAUAUACUCCGGGAAAAAGAGCAUGGCAAAAGCACCAACAGAAUUGCUGGAAUCCUAGGAGUCCAUGUUGAUGAUGGCAUUGGGGGGGGUAAUGACUAUUUCAAACAACAGAUAGCUGCCCUUGAAAAGAAAUACCCAUUUGGUUCCAAAAAGACUACUGCGUUCACCUUUACAGGGAUUGAUUUGCAACAAAGAGGUGACCACAGCAUAAUACUAAGCCAAUCUGCCUAUGUACGGAAAAUUCCUGCAAUCAACAUCGAAACGAACAGAAAGACCAUGGACCAAGAGCCCGUCACCGAGAAAGAACGCCUGUUGCUCAGAGGCCUGAUCGGAAGCUUGCAGUAUGCCUCGGUAAACACCAGACCUGACAUAUCAAGCAAGUUGUCAAUCCUCCAAUCACAGAUCAAUAAGGCCACGGUGGGCGUACUCCAUGAAGCAAACAAAGUUCUCCAUGAAGCCAAGAAACAUCACGACGUCCAAGUAACAAUUAAACCAAUCCCUAUGAAUGAUUUUCGACUGAUGGCAUUCUCAGAUGCAUCCUUUGCAUCGGUUCAUAAACCUGACUCACACUCCGGUGUCAUAAUCGUAGGAACCCAUAAGAAAAUUGCCGAAAAUCAUCAAUGUCCUAUAAGUCCCAUAUCCUGGGGUUGCAAGAAAAUACAGAGAGUAGUGACUAGUACUCUUUCCGCUGAAACCACAGCACUUGCAUCUUCCUUGGAUCAGUUAUCAUGGAUUAGACUGUAUUGGGCAUGGCUGAAGGAUCCUCAAGUAUGCUGGAAACAGCCUGACAAGAGCCUGUCAACUCUCGAGCCGGCAAUCGCUGUACCAACCUUGCAACAUGAGUGUGAUCUCGCAAUCACUGAUUGCAAAAGCCUGUACGACCUUGUAACAAAGACCGCUCCACCCCAGUGCUCUGAAUUCAGGGUGCAAUUAGUGGCACGAGCCAUAAAGGAAACCAUCAAGGAAGGCAUACAGGUAAGGUGGGUUCACUCAGCCGCUCAACUUGCGGACGCGCUCACAAAGUCUAUGGAGUCAAAGUUUUUGAGGGAAACACUGCGGUACGGCGAAUACCGACUCGUGGAUGAAACAUCGACUCUUCGAAACCGUGCACUUUCCAAAGAUCGGAUCCGAUGGUUGAAAGAGCAUCAGGAAUCAAAUGAAUGUUCCAAAGCCUCAAAAGAAUAA
Molecule: messenger RNA, 5391 nt
Organism: Cladocopium goreaui
Lineage: Eukaryota; Dinophyceae; Suessiales; Symbiodiniaceae
Source: the annotation of a GenBank genome assembly